This is a messenger RNA of Schistosoma margrebowiei, 5415 nucleotides long. The record is from the annotation of a GenBank genome assembly. Lineage: Eukaryota; Metazoa; Platyhelminthes; Trematoda; Strigeidida; Schistosomatidae.
AAGUUGUGCUCUCAGGGUCGUUGGUGUUGUGUCCGAGGGACUUUUACAACUUAUGUUCUGGCUAUGUAGCACCUCAUGAUUCUGAAUGCAUGUUUUCCCCAAUGGUCAGAAGUCUGGCACCAAAAAUGUCUAAAAGUCAGGGAAGAGUGGAAAAAAGCAAAUUUCGUUAGCUUCACAUGACCGCUUUUAAAAGCGGACAAUCGGCACGGCGUAUUACCCAAUUUAGCAAUCGCUAAGAAGGAAACGCGACAUUUCCUCUCUAUUCACGCUUUAGUAUGCUUUAUUUCCUCUUUCUUCGCCUUUAUUUCCUCUUUUUGUGUUGCUUGGGAAGAACGGGGAGAUAAAGUGGACAUUACCUAAUGAAAUUCGGUGUCGAUUCAGAUUGUACUGCAACUAAAAGCCGCCUUCUCUCACUCUCGAGAAGUUAUGAGACAAUUCUCCUAAAUGUCCCUACUUUUUUUCUCUUUCCGGAUUUAUUUCACUGGAUUAUACUCCUUGGAUAACAUCUACAAACCUUAAUCUUUCCGAUUAAUGCUUAUACUCUUACCACCUCUACCACUACGGGGUUUGAAUUGACAACUGCAUCUCUGCUUUAAUGUGGUGUGGCAACUCGAACUGAUGUACGUACGUACGAAGUUCUACGUUGUUGCUGACUGACAUGCUGCGAUAUGUAUAUGAAUCCACGCCUUAGUGAUCGCCAAAUUGUCUGCUUUUCGCAUUAAUUUAAGUAGAAUUGCUUGAUAAUUGUUAGAUAAGCUAGUCACGAGUUCUCUAACUUGCACUAUAAUACUACUGGACUGUAAUAAGGCCCAUGGUGUACAGCAUUUUCCCACAAGUGAAGAAUACAUUGGCUUUUAUAAGUGAUUUCUCAGUCCUAUAGGACAGGUUGUUGUCGACAUGUGUCCUUAAAAGUUACAUCUAUAUAAGUGCAGACUAGUUUCCUUGAUUCUUUACCAGGCCUAAGUGGUUAUAUAAGGGAUCUCAAAACAUAUAAGUGUAUUUACUUCAGAAUAAAAUAGCGUUGGAAACCAGUCGUUUUUCCCACCAUGAUCCAUUGUGUUCGAACUCGUGUACACUACCUCACUGCAUUGUCGAGUGGGUAUGGCUCCUCCGAUUUUGUUCGACCUCAUCUUCAUGUGAAGAUAACAUACAAAACUGAUGGAUUUAAAUCUUCCUUAAUUUUCUGUAAAUGGAGUAACUUCGGAGUUAUUCGUUAGGAAGUUGUUACUUGGUAUCUUUUCCAAGUUGUCCACGCAAUCUCAUUAAUCUGAUUAUUCUUUGUGUAUCGUUUUUGUAUUAGUAUUAUUACUCACGAUGGCCUAUACCAAGUAGAUUGGGAAUUCGGAUCACAAUAUUACUGAGAGCAUGUUUAGGUUUCUUAGGACAGCUGGCGUAUGCAUAAAAAUGAAAUUGAAUCAAAAUAGUAGUGAGUGAACGCCACAAUAGACUGAAGUAGCAAUAGUACUGGCUUAAUACAGAAAUCAGAAUUUCACUUGCACAAAAUUUCGUGCAAUUGUAGAAUCACCCGGAGUUGCAUUGUAUACGUCCAUCGUGAAUUGAAUAGAAAUAUAUCCAAAGUCUUCAAUGAUGUGUUUUAAAUUUUAAUCAGUUGGUAAAACGAUAGAAUAGGACUAACAGUUCGAUAGACUAAAAAACAAAGGCAUUGUAAAGAUAUACAUGUAAGGGAUUAAAGUUAGUCACAUAAUUAAACAUAAUUUAGGGAAUAGGAUUUGAUUGUAAAUCCAAUAGUCCAAUGUUCGAUCAGAGUAUACGGUUAUGUGAAUCAACAUGUUCGGACUAGUAUAGAAAAAUUACAUUGAUUUCGAGUAGCCAACAAUUAGUGCUAUUUAGCUCUACAGAGUAAAUUACCUUGUUCUCUAUACUCAUUCGUUGAUUUCUUUCCCGAAGUUUUUGUUAAGCAUCACUCCACAUUCAACACUAAACUUACCUGACUAUUCAUUUAAGUGUGCUUUUAGCUUGAUGUUUUGAGUGAUAUUUAAUUUAUUUCAAAUCGGUUUCAUUUUUAUCUGAUUUAAGAUGGUCAACCCUAUAAGAAUGGAAAUUGAUUUAACUACCCAAGUGGCUGAAGCUGCAAAUAUUGAUCGGAAUCUAGUCAGUCGUGUGAUUCCAAUGUUUGAAAAUGGUUUUACUGUGCCAUUUAUUGCACGUUAUCGAAAAGAAGUAACUGGAGGCGCAGAACCAACAGUGUUGCAUAGACUGAAGGAAAAAAUGAAUGACUGCAAGUAACUGUGACAGUAGUUUUCUUAGUGUAUAUGCUUGUAGAAUGCUUGUUGAUAAAAUCGAGAAGUCACUCCAGUUUUUUGAUAAGAGUGGAUUACUAACGAAUGAAUUAUCGCAACAGUUAAUGAAAUGCAAAACAACUGAAGAUAUUAAGCUUUUGGGAAGUUUAUGAGAUUUUGAACUUUAAUAGAACUUUGUUAGACAGAUCCCUUCAAAUCUAAGGGUCCACGCACGCUCGCAGGUCGAGCAAAAGCUGUCAAUUUGGAACCUAUUGCUUUGGACAUACUUCAUUCAAAUAGGUGUGUUGAUAUGUAUGGUCUGGCACCGCCAGAAGCUAAAAAGACUUUUACAUCGAAAACGGCCCUCGAAGAUGCUGUAUCUCAUAUCAUUGCUGAUAUUUUUGCUAAGGAUUUAGAUAUAAUCCGAAAGGCUGAGGAGUUGUACGUCAAUUCUGUGUGUUUGUAAUAUCUUUUAAACUAUAUUUUUAAGAAAGCGAAUUAUUUAUUUUCGGAAUUCCUGAAUAAGAACACAUUCAGGGUGAACAUUGUUCAUAUUUUUUCAUGGAUAAAAUUUAUUAAAAUGAACGUUUCAUUUAAUUCGCAUACAGUUUGAAAUAUUGGAUAUCAAAUUAUAUUAGCAAAAAUCUCCAUGACUUAAAGUUCCAGCUUGCAGACCAUUCAGAAUUUCUCAUCGGAAAUAAUCAGAUGCAAAAUGGUGUUCAAGUAGCCUUUCGUUUGUCUAUAGCUAUGAAACAACCUAUGGAAGUGGGAGACGUGUGUAUGGUAUGUUCAAAGUACAGUGCUACACUUGUCACAGCUAAGAAAUCAAAACGUGGUAAGAAAGGUGAACAAUCGUCAGGAGGUAGUCUUCCAAACACUAUGUCCAUUGAUUUUGAUGAGAAUGCUGAUGAUGCUGAAUGUGUUCAGAAUUCGCAUUCUUUUAUGAGUGAUACUAGUAAUAAUUUUAAAAAGGAUGAUUUGGUUACAUUUAAAAAUUAUUUAAAUUUUUCUCGCCCUGUGACAUCGAUACUAGCACACCAGGUGUUAGCUAUUAAUCGAGCCAACGAAAGGGGUGUGAUUACCGUAAAAAUCCACUUGUCACCACAAGUACAACAUAAUUGUGCAACAUUUGUAUCUCAAAAAUAUUUUCCUACGACCAACCGUAUUCAUUGGGAUUUUGUAAUGUCAGCUUUCAACGAUGCAUGGAAACGUUUAAUUGAUCCACAUUUGGUGCGUAGUAUACGCACUAAAUUAACAACUUCAGCUCAAGAUGCAUCUCUUGAAGUAUUUUCAGAAAAUCUCCGACGUCUCCUAAUGACGGCACCGUUACGUAUUCCAGUUUCAUCAAGUGAUUCCACAGUGAAGAAUGACAAUGAUAUUGGCAUGAUAUCUUCAGCGUCUGGUGCACCAGGUGAUCGUCUUCCUGUGAUUGGAUUAGAUCCAGGCUGGAGAAAUGGUUGUAAAUGGGCUGCAUGUGAUCCUCAUGGAAAUGUUCUAAGCACAGGUAUUUUAUGGCCACCGCAUACAUUGUCUGCCAUUCCACCGAAGAAAUUGAGCAUGCAAAAUGAACCAAUGAGUAAUAAUGGUUUGGGUGCAUUGACUGCAGCUAUGCAACGUCAUCAAAUCGAGACAAUAGCUCUUGGUAAUGGUCAAGGUAGUCGGCAAACUGGUUCUUGGUUGGCACAUUUAAUAGAAAUUCAACAUUUCAAACCUUUAAAUGUUCGUUAUGCUGUUGUAAGUGAGUGUGGUGCUUCAUAUUACAGUGCGUCAACUCAAGCUUGUACAGAAUUACCAGAUUUAAAUGUUAGUUUCCGUGGUGCAGUAUCUAUAGCUAGACGUUUACAAGAUCCUCUAGCUGAACUAGUUAAAGUUGAACCGAAACAUUUAGGUGUUGGUAUGUAUCAGCACGAUAUACCAGUUAAUCAAUUAACGUCCGCUGUUCAUAAUGUCAUGGAAGAAUGUAUAAGUUUUGUUGGUGUUGAUUUGAAUGCAGCUCCAUUGCAUAUUUUAUCACGUGUUGCUGGUUUAUCUGAGAUGAAAGCCAAAGCAAUUUUAACAUAUCGUUCACAAAUUGGUCCCUUCCGUUCAAGAGCUGAUCUUCUUAAGGUUAAAGGUAUUGGACAAGCUACGUUCGCUCAAUGUGCUGGAUUUGUACGUGUCAAACCCACAUAUUCUACAACUACCUUAGAUGGGACUAAGGAUGUUGAAAUGAUUUCCAUUUCGAGUGGUGAUGAUGAUGGUGAUGAUUUAACUUGUGAUACUAAAAUAACCAAUAUUUCCACUGGUAGUACUAAACGUAAACAUAUAUCCAAUGAAUUUAACAAGAAACGUAAAAAACCUCGAAUUAUGGAGGUAACAGUUACUGAUCAAUCCGAUGUGAAUUGCUUUAAUCCAUUAGAUCAGACUGCUGUUCAUCCUGAUUCAUAUAAAGUCGCAGCAAGUAUUAUUUCAUUACUCCAAUUAAAUCUGACAGAUGUAGGGUCAGUUAAAAUGAGAGCAGCUGCGACACAGUUUAUGAUCAGCGAAGAUAGAGAUAAACGACUUGAACAGUUUUGUUCCAAAACUGUUGGACUUGAUACUUUACGUGAUAUUAUCGUAGCACUAACUCGUCCUUUGGAUUUUGAUGAGCGUCAAGACUGUUUUACUCCAUUGUUUCAUUCGACCGUGAUGAAAAUAUCGGAUUUACGUAAAGGUAUGCAAGUGAAAGGUCGUGUAGAGAAUGUCACUACUUUUGGUGCCUUUUGUGAUAUUGGUGUUGAAGAAAAUGCGUAUAUUCCAAGACAUGCGUAUCCUCGAAAUUGUCCAACUUCCAACCUAAAAAUUACCAAUGAUACUUCUGCUGGAAUUGGCGUCAGUGACGGCGGUAAUAUUCAUCACAAAAUGUUCACUUUACGUUUGGGUGAUCGAAUCAAAGCUAUUGUCUCGAGUGUUGAUAUUAAGAAUAAGCGAAUUGCAUUGGAUAAAGUUUCUGUAAUGACGUAAACAUGAUUGCUGAUUUAAACACUGAGAGAGAGGAGAUUCAAGCAAACGAAUUUUGUAUAGCAUUUCCACAUUUAUUUUUUAAUUAACAAUUUAUUUACAUAAGAUUUUGUUAUUGAAUGGUUUCUUCACGUUGUGUAAUUUACUUUUCUACAUAUUUUGUUUACAGUUUAUACGAUUUAUAAACAACCGAAUC